Molecule: messenger RNA, 1137 nt
Organism: Porites lobata
Lineage: Eukaryota; Metazoa; Cnidaria; Anthozoa; Scleractinia; Poritidae
Source: the annotation of a GenBank genome assembly
CUAAGAACAGAGUUUCCUUUGGUUGAAGAAGAAUUGCUUUUAUAUUCGCUGACUGUCACAGCCUUUCCCGAUAAAGGUUUCAACUUGAAACUUAAAUCGAAGGAAAAGUACUACCCAAUGGUGAAUGCCAUUGACAGUGUUUACCAUGUCCAGUUUGAUAUUAAUGACCUCCGGAACUACUUUUAUCGUGUAACAAACAAUUUAGUGAAAGGUCUUGGGAUAGUGAAUGGUACAGUGCACUGGAUGUACUAUAAAGAAAGUGCUGUUGAAGUUUUAAAUGGCUUCAAACCCGUUUUGGAAGAAUUGCUCAUUGAUUCAAAUUCUGUGGAAAGAGAUAGAGUUGAGAAUUUGCGAAGUGUCCUAAGCAAGGAGUGUUCAAAACUGGUAGAAUCCAGUAAUAGUGCAAGUGCUGAUGUAACAGUUGUGAGUCAAGAUACAAGGAGUGGGUCAGAAAUGUUAGAUCUGGAGAAUAUUGAACAGGUUUCUAUCCUCCAGAAAUUCCUUCGGUGGAAAGUAAAUUACAAUGCAAUCAGAAAGUCAGGCCACCUUUUUUUUUUCUCUGGUAAUGACGGUUAUGCGGAAGUAGAGAUAAUAAUUAAUUCUGACCAGUCAUGGUAUAUUGUUUUGGAUGGCAAAAAAAGAGACAGUGCAAAGAUACUUGGAGAAUGGGCAGACAUACCUGGUGUUAUAACUUUAGUCUCAGAACUACAGUUACUGAUGUCCACAGUUGAGAAUUGUCGAAUUUGCAGGGGGUGUCCGUAUUAAAAUUUUAAAGAUGUUGUUCCGGUUAAUGAAAAUGAACCAGUCUUUCAUACAAAGAGUAAUGAUGGAGCAGCUUACAUUGUGUGUAGGCGCUCUCAUUUUCAUGAAAAAAUUAUCAGAUCCAUGACUUGCGUGGUGUUUCUCCCUGGAAGUGAUGACCUAGUCCACAAAAGAACAGUCUGUGAAUUUUGCUUCAAAACAGAACACUAUUUGCACACCUAAAAAUCCAGAUAUUAUCAGAAGUCACUGGAUGAAAAAAAUGAUGAGUCCACUGCGAAACUAAAGCCAGGCCAAACGUUUGCAGUUAUGUCUAAAGAAGAACUUCUCAAAAUAACAAGACAACAAUCCAGUGAGCUAAAGGCUCUUCAUAAAAGG